Messenger RNA from Stereum hirsutum FP-91666 SS1, 537 nucleotides. RefSeq lists its product as uncharacterized. Bases 1 to 537 code for a protein of 178 amino acids. Lineage: Eukaryota; Fungi; Basidiomycota; Agaricomycetes; Russulales; Stereaceae. The record is from RefSeq and is a predicted model, not a curated record. The transcript has 4 exons.
AUGGCUCCAAAAACUUACUGGUGGAUCUCCGCUUGGUUUUUGUUGUCCGCACCCGUAAUUUUCUGGGAUGCGGGAUACUGUUUCAUGCGUCCACGGUCCAUGAAAGGCGGAGACCUGCACUGGAUCUGGUCUCCCUACGCACUCUACCAAGAAGUCGACUACGUCUACGGCGUCCAAGCCCUCGAAAAAGGCGAUGGCUUCACAAACGCCCAAUCCUUCCUCAACCUCGUCGAAACUUUCAUGAACCUCUACUACGUCUAUCUCGCCCACGUCGCACAAUGGCCAGCCGCUCCCGUCGUAGGCUUCGCUGCCGUCGUGAUGACGCUCUCGAAGACCGUCCUCUAUUGGUUGCAGGAAUAUUUCUGUGGGGGGUGUUCGGUGGGACAUAACAACAUGGUCGACCUGAUCACGUUGUGGAUUAUACCGAAUGGGAUUUGGUUGAUAGUUCCGAGUGCUAUCAUCUAUACCUUCGGGAAGGACAUCACCGCGUCUUUCUCCGUGUCUGACCGUGUGGCGAAACAGACGAAGACGAAGUGA